Molecule: messenger RNA, 934 nt
Organism: Protobothrops mucrosquamatus (brown spotted pit viper)
Lineage: Eukaryota; Metazoa; Chordata; Lepidosauria; Squamata; Viperidae
Exons: 9
Coding region: 15-911 (298 amino acids)
Biological process (GO): system development
Cellular component (GO): nucleus
Molecular function (GO): chromatin binding
Source: RefSeq, a predicted model, not a curated record
AAGGUUGGGUUCAAAUGGAGUGGAAUCUGAGAAGUUCGAAGAAAAAAGUAUGCACCCCAGUCAACGAUUCUUCAUGUUUUCCAAUCUCGGUAGACUUCAGUACACUAAGUAGGGGUCGACUACAAGUUUAUUGUAAAGAGCUGGGUCUUCGUGCCACAGGAAAGAAUGUUGAACUUGUAGAAAGGCUGGAAGAGUAUCAUAAAAAAUCUUCAUUGAAAAUCGCUUGUAAUAAAGAAGAAACAAACAAGCCAGAAGAGAAAUCUGACAGUCUUGAGUCUCUUACAAAGACUGAUUUUACAGACAUGACCAAGAAUAUAGAAACAGACACCUCUGAAGAGAAAACAGAUAUGAUCCGUGGUUGGUGUGUGGUCCAUGGAGUGCAGUACUUUCCAGAAUCCAGCUGGGUUCCUUUGUUACUUCACAGAGGCUUGGUUUGUGUCCAGGAUGGAGAAAAUAUGGUCCCUUUUCAUCUAUCACCAUCGAAUAUUCCUGUACCUGAGGGAUUGUUGGACAACUAUGUCUGCGUGGACUGUGUGCUCAGGAACCAAGAGAAACCAGAGAAAGAUUCCAUAUGCCAGCAAAUCCAAGAGAAAAGUGAUACAGCUUAUACAUUCCAGACUGCUUUAAAAAAGAGGAAAACCACCUCUUCUUCAUUCCUUGCAACUGAUGGUGCUAAAGAAAAAAGAAGAACUAUAGAGAUUAGAAAGCUAUACCAGCCCCAAGAGGACCAGGCCUAUGCUCAGCGGGUGGAUGGGCUCCUUUCCAAGAUGGCCAAGGGAGAGCUUGGUAUGGAUCGAGCUUUGCGUCCUCUCCAGCCCCUCGUUGUUCACUCUCCAACUCCAUAUGAAAAAAUUUCACCUAGUGCUUUACAUGGGAUGGACUAUCUGGACCUUCAAAUUCAGAAAAAUUAAAUAGAAGAUCACUAAGACAAAGG